Messenger RNA from Acaulospora morrowiae, 1743 nucleotides. NCBI's taxonomy places the organism in Eukaryota, Fungi, Glomeromycota, Glomeromycetes, Diversisporales, Acaulosporaceae. The record is from the annotation of a GenBank genome assembly.
GAUUUGUUUGACAGUACAAUGGAGAGCGUACCCAGAAUGGAAGAGAAAGAAGCAAUCGAGGACAAGGACUUGAAAGAGCUUGUCGAGCAACUUCAGAAGGAUCCAAUCUUUGACCAUACGCGCGAAUAUGUCGAUAUAGUUGAGGUCGCAAAGCGAAUACGUCUUGGUUUGGAAUAUGCAUCAUUUAAAAUCAAAAAUGGUUGGGAAAAAUACGAUGUGGCAACUUGUGAGAUGUUGUUCGAAGAGAAGAUGCGUAUAAAUGCGAUUCCCAUUCCGAAGAUGAUGCAGAAAUUAAGAAGUGUUAUUCAGACUCAUGACUUGGAUUUACAUCAUACAAGAUCUGGAAGUGGAUCAAUGUAUGAUAUGGGAACCGAUUCAAAGCCUCCUAGUCCUACGGUGGUGCCUUCCAAUUUAGAUCUCUAUUCGGGAGAUGCUUUCUCUCAACAACCACCUUUCCAAUCUCCCGCUCCUUUUAGACUUUCCGGAUCGAAAGCUGCGGCCAUCUAUGAAUAUUUAGAUUCACUAGAAUUUCCUUUACAUGAUUCGUGCAUCAUCCAUAAUCCUGCAGAACCUUUUUCGGAAUCUGUUUCAUCAAAUUUUCUAAAUCAAAUUGAUGAUUCAUCAUCGCUAAAGUCUAAUUUGACAAGAAAAUCAAAGAAAUCUCGUGAUCAAUUCACUGAUACGAAACGCAAGCGUCGUUCGCGCAAGGCUACGGACGAAGAUGAAAAGUUUGAACCGAUUCCCGAAGAACAUUCGCUCGAUCAUCCGUCGUCAUCCACGCUGGUAGGUUCAAACACAGAUAAGAUACAGCAAAUUCCAAUGUUCAUUCCUGCGACAUCCAAGAUACCAGAGCCAAGUCAUGAGACUAGUCGUGUGAUAAGCAAAGCACCCAUAAUUUCAGAGACUAUAUUAAGAGCACUGGAGACGACGCCGAAAAAGAAAACCAAGAAGCGAAAGUCUGCAACCAAGUUCACGAAAAAGGCAAAAUCAAAACGAACAAGGCGGAACGAGCCAUCGGUUGAUGAGGAGAUGGAUGUAGAAGAUCCUUUUGGAAUUGAAAAUGAAUCACCGACGCAAAAAGCUACAAUGUCACCGAACACACUGUUCAACGAACUUUGGGCGACUGCGAGUACUGUGGUUCCUCAAAAGACUGCAAUAACAUCCAAAUCUCCUGGGCAAUUAUUUAAUGAACUUUGGGCUACUUCGAAUGGAGUUGAACAAAAAAGUAGGAAAAUCACAGGUCCUGAGUCGACAUUAGCGACCUCUCUGUCGCCUGAUUCUUUUCUCGACGAACUUUUGCAUUCUAGCACAAAUUUCGAGGAAGAGAAGACGACAAAAGAUAAUAUUGCGGAAUCCACCCAGACGCUUUCAAUGUCACCAGGGACAAUCUUCAGAACUGCAUUGGACGAUUGGGCGGCUGUGGAUUCUACGUUUUCCGAUACAAUACUUUCUCAUUUGCCUCAUAUUCCCUCAUCACCGUUAGCAUCAUCACCCCCGCGUACGCCGCCGAGGAGAACUUGCGUGCACUCACUCACUCCGAUUAUUCCUUCUUCAACACGGCAAUUAUCGACCAUCACAGAUCUUGAGCCUCCAAGAACUCCGCCGCACAAAAUUCGUUCAUCGAUUGACAUGACGACAACUCCGAACUCGGCCUUUUCGUUAAGUGAAUUUAUUAAUAUGUCACCCGAAAGGCCAACGCAAUCAAACUUGGGUAGAUCAUUCAACGAAUCACGGUGGACAUAA